AUGCUUAGAUACGCCUUCAUUCUCCCACUUGGCCUGGAAAUAGAGAACCCAAUCCUUCUGAUUUAUUCCUUUCUGCAAACAGCGAGGAUCCUGGCCUUCUCCCAUAAAAACCCAACCUUCCUUUUGCUCUUCCUUCAGUUUGCCUUUACUGAGGCUCAGCCUAGGAACUCCACAAAGGUUGACUUAUUGUGGUCGUAUAAUGCUUGUCAUGGAAGAUCUAUUGUGCUUCAGUUAAUUCCAGCUGUUGGUAUCAUUGCUUUUGCUGCAUGGGGUCUUGGGCCGCUUAUGCGUCUGAGCAGGAUUCUUUUUCUUCAUAAGAGUGAUGGUAGUUGGAAAAAGAGUAGCACCCACUAUGUUAUGACUUCUUAUCUCCAACCUUUUCUGCUAUGGACUGGAGCAACACUUUUCUGCAGAGCACUAAAUCCUGUAGUUCUACCUUCAGAAGCAAGUCAAGCUGUCAAGCAACGACUUUUGAAUUUUGUGCAAUCCCUAUCUACUGUGCUGACCUUUGCGUAUUGUUUAUCAAGCUUGAUUCAACAAACACAAAAAUUCUUUGUGGAGACAAAAGACUCUACUGAUGCAAGAAAUAUGGGCUUUGAAUUUUCAGGGAAAGCUGUUUAUACUGCAGUAUGGGUUGCUGCUGUCUCAUUGUUCAUGGAGUUGUUGGGUUUCUCCACCCAGAAGUGGCUAACUGCUGGGGGUCUUGGCACAGUAUUGCUUACCCUUGCUGGUCGUGAAAUAUUCACAAAUUUUCUUUCAAGUGUAAUGAUCCAUGCAACAAGACCUUUUGUUUUGAAUGAAUGGAUUCAGACGAAGAUUGAGGGCUAUGAAGUUUCUGGUACAGUUGAGCAUGUGGGUUGGUGGUCGCCGACAAUUAUAAGAGGUGAUGAUCGUGAAGCAGUUCACAUUCCAAAUCACAAAUUCACUGUGAAUGUAGUGAGGAAUCUUAGUCAGAAGACUCAUUGGCGCAUCAAGACCCACAUUGCCAUCAGUCAUUUGGAUGUCAAUAAGAUCAAUCAUAUUGUAGCUGAUAUGCGCAAGGUUUUGGCAAAAAAUCCUCAAGUUGAGCAGCAAAGGUUACAUAGACGAGUAUUUCUGGAUAACAUUGAUCCAGAGAAUCAAGCUCUUUUGAUCAUGGUGUCUUGCUUUGUGAAGACAUCACAUAUUGAAGAGUAUCUGUGCGUCAAGGAAGCAAUAUUGUUGGAUCUCCUCAGAGUUAUCAGUCACCAUCGAGGACGGCUUGCCACACCAAUCCGUACAGUGCAGAAAAUAUAUGACGAGGCUGACAUGGAAAAUGUACCAUUUGCUGAUACCAUUUUCACUCGUACCAGAGCAGCUGUGGAUCACCCAUUACUACUGAUCGAGCCUUCUUAUAAAGUCAAUGGUGAGGAUAAAACCAAGGCUUCGGCUCGUUCCAUCCGUACUAAUGAAGAAAAAGAUUCCAAGGUUGAAGCACCUGCAACAUCCGACUCCAAGGCAGAUGCUAAGGCAUCAAGCUCUGAUGAUGAGAACACAGAUGAGAAAGUCACACGGGCAUCAAGCUCUGAUGUCAAUUCAAAGGCUAAUGUUUCAACAACUUCUGACACCAAAACCCCAACAAGCAACUCGUUGGGUGGAGCAGCUUUUGAAAAGCCCCCUCUUACUUCCCAAGAGUCUGGCAGUGAUAGGACCCCACAGGCAAAGGCAGAUGGCGAAAGGCUUAAUUCACCAUCACCAUUAGCUAGACCUGUGGUAGAGGAUAACAUUGUUCUUGGUGUAGCGUUAGAGGGAUCAAAACGCACACUCCCAAUCGAGGAAGAAAUGACUCCAUCUCCAUCUCCAUCUCUGACUUUUGCAGAAUCAAAGGAGUUGGCUGCCUGCCGGAAUGGGAAUGGGUCUCCUGGAAAAGAUAAGAAAGACGAUCAGAUUUCAGCAGUUCCCGGGGUUACACAGAACGAUCAGCGAGACAAAGUAAGAUGA
Molecule: messenger RNA, 1959 nt
Organism: Ilex paraguariensis (yerba mate)
Lineage: Eukaryota; Viridiplantae; Streptophyta; Magnoliopsida; Aquifoliales; Aquifoliaceae
Source: the annotation of a GenBank genome assembly